Molecule: messenger RNA, 676 nt
Organism: Schistocerca piceifrons (Central American locust)
Lineage: Eukaryota; Metazoa; Arthropoda; Insecta; Orthoptera; Acrididae
Product: UPF0545 protein C22orf39 homolog
Exons: 4
Coding region: 85-546 (153 amino acids)
Source: RefSeq, a predicted model, not a curated record
UUCUGAACAAACUUUUUGCGUAAUUGAUGUCAGUACGGUCGAACUCUCCUAAAGACUCGCAUAACGAUACCUCAUCAAUUCUGAAUGCAGUACGAGAAACCUGUGCGAAUGGAGAAGGCUGAUGAAGCAGAAAGUCCCAAAGAUGCAUGGAUGAUACGUCCAUGUGAAAUUUAUGAUGAUGAAUAUAGCGACUGUGCCAGCUUUAAAGCAAGAUUUCAUCAAUAUUUCGUUUUCGGAAAAUUCGUUGACUGUUCUCAGUGGAAACACGAUUACGAAAACUGUGUCCGCUGGAGAGACAGCAAAAAUUUUAAAGCAUGCGAUGAGUUAAUAAAAAGCGAGAAGAAGCGCCGAUAUGAACGCUUGAAGGCACAUAUCGACAACGACAUUUGGGAGAAAAGGGAUGCACCUCCAGAAGACUGGAAUAAACCUCUUCCAGAAUGGAUGCAGAAUGAGUACAAAGACACGUACUUAGCACAUAAAGCGAAAGAAUUUAAUGAUCCAAAAGCUUUCAAAGAACCAGAAAGAACAUUGUGUGUGAUAUCGUGAAAUUUACUUAAACCAAUAGUUAAACUGACUGUCGCUCAUUAUUAUAGUGUGAAAGGGUUCAUGUUGUCCACGUGGAAAAAAUUAGCCUCCACUAAAUAAUUUUAGCGAACAAAUAAAUUAUUAAAACCUA